AAUAGUUUUAAAUAUAUGAAAACUUUUUUGUUAGUUUGUUAAUAAAUACAAUUUCAAUCAUGUUUGUGUUAACUAAAGUUGAUAACUCUAAGGAGAAAAUUGUUCUUAUGCGAAAUAAACCCAUGUAUUCCAUUGGCCGCAUUGGCACUGAUGUUCUGUUGUCGGAAGAUCUUAGUAUAAGCCGAGCACAUGUGCAUCUACACCUGCCAACCUCCGAGACGAGUCAGGUGCUCACCGUGGAGGAUCAGGGUUCUAAAUACGGCACAUUUCUACGUGAUGAAAUUAAAGCUAACAAAAAAAUGCAGGCAAAAACACCAACACCAUUGAAUGUUGGCGACAAACUGCGUAUUGGCGCGCUUAAGAACAUUUGGCAGCUGUCCCAGCUUAAGCUACAGACUACAACUUCUGCACUUACACAGCCUGAGGCACAACAGUUAAAUCAGCAUAUGAAGGCGCUGAAUGGAGAAGUUCUUCCCACCUGGACGGAUGAAUGUACACACUUGACCAUGAACAAAGUGACGGUAACAGUUAAACUGCUUCAUGCCUUGCUUGAGAACAAGCCCAUUGUCAAAGUGGAGUUCUGGCGGGAGCUUUUUGCGGCUGCACGUAGUAUUCACAUUACGAAAGACUGGCCAAAUCCGAAAGAUUUUGAGCCCGCUCACUCAGCAGACGUUCCUGACAUCAGUUGGCGUCCAGAGCGCACAAAAGUCUUUGCUCGAAAAACUGUUGUAUUUAUGAAUCGCAAACACUAUGAUGCUUACGGACCAGUAGUGGAAAAAGCUGGUGGCUCCUGCAAGGACCUUAACUCCGGCGUACGCAAAGCAUUCCUAACAAAAAAGGAUGUGAUGGUUAUUCAAUAUGUAGCUUCAACAGAGUCGCAAGCUACUGAAGCCAUCAGCAAUGUGCAAGAUAUUUUGGAGCAGGCUGGUCUACGUCUGAUACCUGAUUACGAGAUUGGAUUGGCUAUAUUGCAUUGCUCCACAGAAAAGUUCUGUAAUCCAGCGCAUAAAAUAUUUCCGCAAUCGUACCCUGCAACAGAAUCGAUGAACUCAUCCAUACUGGUGGCAAGUACAGAACGCACCCAAGCUAGCUGCACGUCCACAAAAGCCUCGGAGCUUGUCAUACCCGAGUCUGCAAUUUAUGCGCCUAGCGUGGGAAGUGAUAAGAUGGAUGAGGAGCCAGAGUCAGAGCCUCAAGCAGUAGCACAAACAUCCAAGCCUUUAGUUAUUGGCAGAGUUCGCAAAUCGAAAAAUUCGAUUUAUUUAGAUUCGUCUGAUAAUGAUGAGCCGUUGGCUAAGAAAGUAGCUGAACCAAAAUCAAAGCGCAAGCGCAAGAUUAACAUUAUAGAUGACUCCUCGGAUGAAGAAAAGCAGCAAAUGAAAAGAAAUAAACCUGCACCUGAGAGCAAAGUUAAAUCAAAGAAAAUUCAAUCUAUAAGCCUGGACUCUUCAAGUGAAACAGCUGAAGAGCAGCCAAAGGCCGCCACCAGCCGCAGGGUAACUCGUAAGUCAAAUAAUGUACAAGACCAGACAGCAGUUUCAACAUCAUCUCCAAGACGUUCCCCGCGUGGCAAACCAAUUGCACAGAGAGUAGUGUUAACUGUUCCGGAACAAGACAGUGAAGAUGAAGAACUCUUUCAAUUCAAGAAAAAGAUUCCAUCAUCUGUGGAGCGAGUGCCUUUGCUGCCAGCUGAGCCUAAUAUACAGGCUGAUAAAUCUUUGCGCAGCAAAAGUACUGAUCAGCCUGUUAAAAUAAAUGUGAACAAAUUUAUGGAAAAACCGCAGAGCCAAAGUAUAAGCCAGGCGGCAGCUGCACCAAGUGUUCCAAGUCAACCCAAGAAACGUUUGCGACUGGAGCAGUUAAACGAAAGCGACAGCGAUGACAACGACAAUUUAUUCAAUUUUAAUAACAACAAUAAUAAGAAACCCAGACAGUCCUUGGAGCAAAACAAAUCAGAUAAUGAAUCCGAUACUGAACUAUUCAGCUUUAGCAAGUCACAAGCACAAAAGCGUGUUGAAAACAGAAGCGUUGAGAUUGAUUGUAAUCAAGAUUCAGUUAGCACGGAGCGCCUUACGUCAGCAGAUGCGAAGAAGUCCAAGUAUAUUCUGCCCACGCCCAAGAAGCCAUCUCUAAAGGUAAAUGUAAGCGGCUGGUUGAGCUGCAGCGGCAAGGACUUCAAGACGGAGCCAGAUACCACAGUAGCAGCUGAAAUUUCAAUUGCUGCAGAGCCCGACAUCAAGCAGGAGCUGGCUGAUGAGGAUACUAAAAUCAAGCUGGAGCACCAAGAAUGGCUGGCGGCUAUUAAAAAUGGCAUACAAGUUCGCAUGUGUAAUCUGGAUAUAAGCUCGCGUCUGCAUGACGUAACGGAUGCAGUAAAUCUAGCAGACAAAACAGAUUACAGUGGCCGCAAGAACUUCAAAAAGUUUGUCAAGAAACAACCGCUGCAUCCACAACAGCUAGUGAUGCAGCUAAAGCGCAUGCAGUUGGCCGAUGGCAUGGUCACGAGCAUUUAAUAGACCCAGGAGGUGCUUUACAAAAAGAUAUACCGUUUCAUUAAUAGCUAAAGAAUCGUUUAGACCAGGCCCAUAUGCCAGCGUUUGAUUGCGGGGGAAAAUAAAUA
Messenger RNA from Drosophila busckii, 2620 nucleotides. Its product is annotated as nibrin. Gene Ontology annotation, biological process: double-strand break repair via homologous recombination; mitotic G2 DNA damage checkpoint signaling. The record is from RefSeq and is a predicted model, not a curated record. NCBI's taxonomy places the organism in Eukaryota, Metazoa, Arthropoda, Insecta, Diptera, Drosophilidae. Gene Ontology annotation, molecular function: damaged DNA binding; protein binding. Gene Ontology annotation, cellular component: Mre11 complex. The transcript is spliced from 4 exons. The coding region runs from base 60 to 2513 and encodes 817 amino acids.